AUGGGGCUGGGGAACCGUAUACUCUCUCUCGCAUCUACCUUCCUCUACGCCCUCCUCUCCGACAGGGUCGUCCUCAUCGACCAGGUGGAGAACUUCGCCAGCCUCAUGUGCGAGCCCUUCCCGAAUACUACCUGGACGCUGCCUCUGGAUUUCCCUAUCACCAACAUCGGCUCCUUCGAUGGAAAACAUCCUUCUAGCUACGGAAACCUAGUAAAAACCAAGAAGAUCAGGAAUGACGGGGUUGACGAUCCCUUCUCCGGACACCCUCCGCCGUCCUUCGUCUACCUCCACCUAACCGGCGGGUACACCAGCGAGGAUACUAACUUCUUCUGCGAGCCGGACCAGUUGGUCCUCCGAGAGAUCCACUGGCUGCUGGUGAGGUCGGACGAAUACUUCGUGCCGGCCCUCUUCUUGAACUCAAUCUUCAUGCCCGUGCUAACCCUGAUGUUUCCACAGAAGGAGGCGGUGUUCCACCACCUCUGCCGCUACCUCUUUCACCCCUCCAACGAAGUCUGGGGGAUGAUCACCAGGUACUACGAAUCUUAUCUAGCCCCGGCCGGGGAGACGUUGGGGAUUCAGAUCAGGGUCUUCGACGAGAAACAGAGUCCAUUCGACGUCGUCCUCAGACAAGUGAUCAAUUGCACCCUCACACAAAAACUGCUGCCGGGAAUUGACCUAAGCCAUCCUGCCGCCGUGGCCGACCGGCGAAAGACUAAGGCCAUUCUCAUCACCUCCCUCUACUCCGGGUACUUGCAACAUAUUCGAACCAUGUACUGGGAGCACCCGGCCGCCGGCGGUGUGCUCGUCAGCGUCCACCAGCCCAGUCACGAGGGAUGGCAGAACACGGGCAAUAAGACCCACGACAUGAAGGCGUGGGCGGAGAUAAAUCUGCUGGGGUUCGCCGACGUGCUGGUCACCAGCUCCCAGUCGACCUUUGGGUACGUCGGCCAGGCUCUCGGCGGCGUGAAGCCCUGGAUUCUCCUCAAGCCGGAGAAUGGCGCCGUACCGGAGCCCGCCUGCGUCCGGGACAUCUCAAUGGAGCCCUGCUUCCACUCGGUGCCGCCUUACGUCUGCAAGGAGAAGAAGAAUGGCGACAACAGCAGGGUGGUGCCGCACGUCAUCCAUUGCAUUGAUACUCCCUGGGGAAUCAAGCUAGUUAACCAGACCGUAUAG
Messenger RNA from Spirodela intermedia, 1173 nucleotides. NCBI's taxonomy places the organism in Eukaryota, Viridiplantae, Streptophyta, Magnoliopsida, Alismatales, Araceae. The record is from the annotation of a GenBank genome assembly.